CUACAUUACACAGACUUCGAAGAUUCAUAUCGCAAGCGGUCUGAAGAGUGUUCAGGAAUAUAUCUUUUGGAAAACAGCUUAAAAUGAAAUACUGUAAGCUAUUUCUCUUUCUUCUAUUAACGAUCGUGGAUGUCUCAACAAAUGCUCAAGAAGUUACAUGUGAGAGUGAACAACUCCUCAAUGUUGACAUUUUAAUGGGACAUCCAGGUAUCGUUUCACCUUAUAAACCUGGACAUAUCUUAGUUUUCUGAUGCACAGAUGUGAACCUGAAGAUGUACGGCCAACGAACAAUUGAAUGCCUGUCAAAUGGAAAAUGGGAUAACCCAUAUCCAAAAUGUGGAGCGGUAUCGUGUGUCCCAGACAGCACAGAGGAAAACGUCAGAGUCGAGGGGCUCCCUGAAAAUGAUGGUUUAGUCAGAUAUGGACACAGGUUGACAUUUUCAUGUAGUGAUUAUGGAUGGAUUUUACAAGGACCAAAUGAAAUCACCUGCCAGUUGAAUGGGCAAUGGAGCGGUCCAUUUCCUAAAUGUAUAGGGGAAACGUGUCCUCUAAACACAACAGUGGAAGACUUAAAAAUGGAGCGAUUCCCUGAUAUUGAGGGUCCCGUCAAACCUGAACACAAGUUAAUAUUUUCAUGCAAUAGAGAAGGGCUGAAAUUAAAAGGACAGAGAGAAAUCACCUGUCAGCCAAAUGGAGAAUGGAGCAGCCCUUUUCCUAAAUGUGAAGAGGUAAUGUGUGUUGCAAAGCUGACAGUGAACAUGAGAUCAGACGGACACCCGGGGCCUGAGGUUUCAGUCAGACCUGGACGCACAAUAACUCUUUCAUGUGUUGGGAGGGGAGUGAAACUACAAGGACAUAGCAAAAUCACCUGCUUGUCAGAUGGACAAUGGGGCAACCCAUUCCCUAAAUGUGUAGGAGGGAAAUGUGGGCCACCACCAAAGGUGAACUUUGCAGAUACAACAGAAAUAACAAAAAAGGAAUAUAAUUCAAGAGAGAGAGUUGAAUACAGCUGCUUUAAUAAAUACACACUGGUUCAGAGUCACCCCUACUCCAAAUACUUGACCUGUGAACAUGGAGAAUGGAGAGGGAAUAUUAAGUGUUUAAAGCCCUGUUCAGUGUCUGUGGAGGAAAUGGAUGAACGAGGUAUACAGCUGCGAUGGGCUGGACAGGAAAAGAUAUUCUCACCACAUGGGGAUGAAAUCGAAUUCCGUUGUAAGAGAGGCAAAUAUUCAAUAGGCAGUAACCUAAGACAAACAUGUAAUGAUGGAGAGAUGAAUUUGCCUCUCUGUGUGUGACAAGGCGAAUAAAACAUUACUGAUGCAUACAGCUG
Molecule: messenger RNA, 1330 nt
Organism: Ctenopharyngodon idella (grass carp)
Lineage: Eukaryota; Metazoa; Chordata; Actinopteri; Cypriniformes; Xenocyprididae
Product: complement factor H-related protein 2-like
Exons: 8
Coding region: 273-1295 (340 amino acids)
Source: RefSeq, a predicted model, not a curated record